AGCAACCAACAGCGGGGCAAGAUCAAAAAUGAUAAGAUUUUGCGGUGGAGGAUAGAACUCUCCACCUACACCUAUGAUAUCCUGUACCGGCCUGGCAGACUCAAUGAGCCCCCUGAUGCCCUAUCCCGGGGAACAUGUGCUAGCACACAGCUCGACCAGCUGUACGCCCUUCAUGCACAACUUUGCCAUCCGGGGGUCACCCGAUUUUACCAUUUUGUGAAAGCUCGGAACCUGCCGUACUCCCUGGAGGACAUCAGGACGAUGACCAGGGACUGCCAAAUUUGUGCCGAGUGCAAACCGCACUUCUACUGUCCUGACACGGCACAACUUGUCAAGGCCACCCGCCCUUUUGAACGCCUGAGUGUUGACUUUAAGGGCCCCCUUCCCUCCACUGACCGCAAUGUCUAUUUUCUCAGUGUUAUUGACGAGUUCUCACGGUUCCCCUUUGCCAUCCCCUGCCCCGACACCACUGCCACGUCCGUCAUAAAAGCCCUGCGCCAGCUCUUCACUCUGUUCGGGUAUCCCUGCUAUAUCCACAGUGAUAGAGGGUCCUCCUUUAUGAGUGAGGAGCUGCGCCAGUACUUGCUAGCUAGGGGCAUUGCUACCAGUCGGACCACGAGUUAUAAUCCCCGGGGUAAUGGCCAGGUAGAGCGGGAGAAUGCCACAGUGUGGAAGGCCACACUUUUAGCCCUUAAGUCCAAAGGGUUGCCGGUCUCUCGAUGGCAGGAGGUCCUCCCUGAGGCACUGCACUCUAUCCGCUCUCUGUUAUGUACGUCCACCAAUGCCACCCCUCACGAACGCCUAUUCUCUUUUCCCAGGAAGUCUGUCACUGGGACCACCCUACCAGUUUGGCUGACGUCCCCGGGGCCAGUGCUGCUCCGGAAACAUGUGAGGAGCAAUAAAUACUCCCCGCUGGUGGAGAGGGUUCACCUUCUCCAUGCGAACCCCCAGUAUGCUUACGUGGUCUUACCUGAUGGGCGGGAGGACACGGUCUCCAUCCGCGACCUGGCACCCGCAGGUGCAGCAGACCACUACCCUGAAGGCUCUCCGGUAACUGUGAACCCUGCACCAGAGGUGACACCGUACGCACCAGGCCCUACACAGACUCCUCACGACACUUGUAUACCGGGCGUUUCGUACGCGUUUAUACCAGGCGCCUCGCACAUGCAUGAGGGAUCACCGGCGCCUAGUGGGCAAGAACACGCGCAACCCCCGUCCCCUGUGCAAUCGCCAAUGUUGCCGGCACCUAUGGGGUCACAGCCGGUGCUACGUAGAUCGCAGCGACAGAUUCGACCGCCUGAUCGGCUUGACUUGUAAGAACCUUCGCUACAUGAGGACUUUUUCAAACGAAGGGGGGGUGAAUGUGGUGAACUAUGUGCCUGUCGGGACACGCCCCUGCUGACUGCUCCUGUGGCUCCUCCCACAGGCCCCUGUAUAAAGGAGACCUGCGGCCUGACGCUCGGCCUCAGUCUCCAGGACCUUGUAUGAUAGACACUCACUCCUGGUUCCUUCUUCCAGUCAAUAAAAGCC
Messenger RNA from Hypanus sabinus (Atlantic stingray), 1530 nucleotides. RefSeq lists its product as uncharacterized. The record is from RefSeq and is a predicted model, not a curated record. The transcript has a single exon. The annotation marks the transcript as partial. Gene Ontology annotation, molecular function: nucleic acid binding. Lineage: Eukaryota; Metazoa; Chordata; Chondrichthyes; Myliobatiformes; Dasyatidae. Gene Ontology annotation, biological process: DNA integration.